ACCUUCCCUACAGCAUCUAGUGAUCUUGUGUAGGUAAUUUGUUGCUGUGAAGCCAUAGUGAUGAAGUGUACUGCAGUGUGCCUUGUGGCACUGGCCUUACAUGUCAGCUUAUGCGAUGCUCAAUGGAACCCUCCUUUUAACAAGCAAUGGCCAAUGGCAGUGAAAAAAACUCCUCAAGAGCCACAACAGACAAAGCAGACAUUUGAGAAGCCACUCACCUGGAAAUACCCUGUAUUAGCCUCAGCUGUUGCCCCAGUCGCGGUGCCUUUCGAGCUGAGAUAUCCUGUUCCUGCUGCAACUGUUGCUGUUGAGUGCAAAGAGAAGGUUGCUCAUGUGGAAGUCAAGAAGGACAUAUUUGGGACUGGCCACUUAAUCAACCCUUCUGAACUUUUCCUGGGAAACUGUGCUCCUGCUGCAGAGGACCCUGUUGCUAAAGUGUUGAUUUUUGAAGUGGCACUGCAAGAUUGUCAAAGCACAUUAACGAUGAACCAAGAUUCCCUCAUCUACAGCUUCACUGUGAACUAUACUCCCCGUCCUCUGGACAUUGCUCCUGUGGUGAGGGCUAUCCAAGCUGCUGUAAUUGUGGAGUGCCACUACCCAAGGAAGCUAAAUGUGAGCAGCCUUCCUCUUGACGCCCUGUGGAUCCCAUUCUCUGCGGUUAUGGUGGCAAAUGAAUUCUUAUACUUCACCCUGAAACUAAUGAUGGAUGACUGGAAAAAUGAGAGGCCAAGCCAUCAGUAUUUCCUGGGACAGGUUAUAAAUAUUGAGGCUACCGUUAAGCAGUUCUUCCAUGUGCCGCUCAGAGUUUAUGUGGAUACCUGCGUAGCUACUCUUUCAGCUGACGUGACCUCCACCCCUAGUUAUGCCUUUAUUGAUAACUUUGGGUGUUUGGUCGAUGCUAGGAUCACAGGCUCUGUCUCUAAGUUCAUGCCUCGCGUUGCAGACAACAAGCUUCAGUUCCAGUUGGAAGCCUUCAGAUUCCAGGGUGUUGCUAGUGGAGUGCUCUACGUUACUUGCCACUUGAAAGCGACAUCUGCUAACGAUGGCGUCGAUGCUACACAUAGAGCUUGUUCCUACAUCAGUGGUUGGAAGGAGGCCAGCGGAGUUGAUGCAGCUUGUGGCUCCUGUGAAUCUGGUUCAUUUGGACCACCUGUACCUAGUUUAGUUUUACCAGCUAACCCUCCAGGUGGUGGAGUUAACACUGGUGCCUCUGGUGGUGGCGGCUCAACUGGUGCUGGUGGUGGCGGCUCAACUGGUGGUGGCGGCUCAACUGGUGGUGGCGGCUCAACUGGUGCUGGCGGCAGUGGCGGCUCAACUGGUUAUGGCGGCAACAUGAAGAAUCCUUGGAGAAAGAGUCGGGAUGUUUCCCAUAGAGAAAUUUUCGAAUGGGAUGGUCUUGUCACCCUGGGUCCCUUCAACAUUGGAGAGAAGGUGGUCACUUAACUGAAGUCCCUGCCAUGGCUAUGACCAUCAGAAUAAACAGUCUCCUUACUUCAUAACUGUCUGUAUGUUAUUCAAUUGCUUCUUGAUAAUAGUUCAGUUUAAACAAAGUAACCCUAUUUACUCAGUUGAUCAACAUUUAACAUAGGCUAU
Molecule: messenger RNA, 1593 nt
Organism: Sander lucioperca (pikeperch)
Lineage: Eukaryota; Metazoa; Chordata; Actinopteri; Perciformes; Percidae
Product: zona pellucida sperm-binding protein 3-like
Exons: 9
Coding region: 61-1443 (460 amino acids)
Biological process (GO): egg coat formation; binding of sperm to zona pellucida; positive regulation of acrosome reaction
Cellular component (GO): extracellular matrix
Molecular function (GO): acrosin binding
Source: RefSeq, a predicted model, not a curated record